This is a messenger RNA of Musca domestica (house fly), 1212 nucleotides long. Its product is annotated as uridine phosphorylase 1-like. Gene Ontology annotation, biological process: nucleotide catabolic process; uridine catabolic process. Gene Ontology annotation, molecular function: uridine phosphorylase activity. The coding region runs from base 56 to 1108 and encodes 350 amino acids. Gene Ontology annotation, cellular component: cytoplasm; cytosol. Lineage: Eukaryota; Metazoa; Arthropoda; Insecta; Diptera; Muscidae. The transcript is spliced from 7 exons. The record is from RefSeq and is a predicted model, not a curated record.
CAGAAGGAGUGGACAGAUAUUGCCCAUCUCCGAACUCAAUCUAAGUUUGACAAAAAUGUUACGAUGUCUCAAGUUUGGACCAAAUCGGACACUCCUUUCGAGAGUUAUCGUGCGCACCAGCCAGCCAGACAGACAGAUGUCAACCUCGAUGAUUUCUAUCGCUAAGAUUUUAGCCCGAAAUAUACAACAAGACUGCAAGAUAAUGGCGAAAAGAUAUCCAAAUUUAAAAAAUCCCCAUUUAAAAACCAUGAAAUCGGACUUUUUAUAUCACAUCAAUGUCAAUGUGGCCGAUACUGACAAUCCAACGGAAAUACGAGAAAAAUUCGGAGAUGUGAAGGUUGUUUGUAUGGGUGGCACCAAAAAUCGUAUGCUGGCCUUGGCCGAACACGUGCGGACGCUUCUGGGACUCGACGAUAAACAAGAAUUGGUUGAUAUUGCCGAAGCUGGAAAUCGUUAUGCCAUUUACAAGGUUGGUCCCGUUCUCUGCUGUUCCCAUGGUGUGGGCAUGAGCACUAUGAGUGUUGUUCUGCAUGAAUUGCUAAAACUAGUACACUAUGCCCAAUGUGAUGACCCGGUCUUUAUACGUUUGGGCACCAGUGGUGGCGUCGGUGUGGCACCCGGUACAGUUGUGGUCACCAAAGAAGCCUAUAAUGGCUAUUUGCGCAAUGAACACGAGAUUGCAAUUCUGGGUAAAAAGGUUUUACGUCCAGCCAUAUUCGAUGAACAAGUCGCCAAAGACCUGAUGACAUGUUCCAGUUAUCAACGUGACUAUGAAAUCGUUUGGGGUAAUACCAUGGCAGCGGAAUGUUUUUAUGAAGGUCAAGGUCGUUUGGACGGAGCCAGUUGCGAUUACACGGAAGCCGAUAAAAUGGCCUUCCUACAACGCGCCUUCGAAAAUGGAAUACGAAAUAUUGAAAUGGAAGCGACAAUGUUCUCGGCCCUUACCCGCCAUGUGGGUGUUAAGGCGGCCGAUGUAUGCGUAACGCUGCUCAAUCGCCUCAACGGAGACCAGGUGCUUUUGACCAAAGAACAAAAGGAGGACUUUGAGCAUCGACCCUUUGCCAUCGUUGGUGAAUAUAUUAAAAAGGCAGUGAAGCCAAGUAAAUGAGAAGUGAUCUUAAAAUAAAUGUUUUUAUGUGCGUUAUUGAGUAUCAUUUAAUGAUGAAAUUGUAAAAUUAUGAACCAUGAAUAAAUUGUAAUUUUAUCGUAUAA